Molecule: messenger RNA, 1485 nt
Organism: Rubroshorea leprosula
Lineage: Eukaryota; Viridiplantae; Streptophyta; Magnoliopsida; Malvales; Dipterocarpaceae
Source: the annotation of a GenBank genome assembly
CUCGCAGACAGUUCUCAAAAAUUCUGCAAUUCGUACGCACGAAGCUGCAGAGAUGAAGGUCUCCCUCAAGCUCCAAGAUGAGCGGAGCCCAGUUCUGAGAGCCAAAAUUCCUGUCUCCAUAUUCAACCAACCUUUCGUUUCUGGCCUCACCACUGCUACCACCAUCAGCGGCAACGCUGAAUCCUCUCAAAAUCCUUCCUUUUCUCUCUCCACCAAUUUCCCUUCUGGCCCUUCUCUCAAACUCUCUUAUGCUCCCUCAAGCAUGGCCUCUGCCCCUUUUUCCCUCUCCCUCAAAUCAGGUCUUGGCCUCUUUGGCUCGCCGCGCAACUCUCCUCUCAUCUUCUGUGCCCAAUUCUCUCUGCCCGCCUCAAACCCUAGUUCUAUCAACCCAAUUUUUUCUCUCCAUUUCAAGCCCCAAAUUGGUAACUUUUCUAUCCGCAAGGCUACUUCAUCAAACCCCAGCCUCGAGCCAGAUACUGGGCCACAAACCCUCGUCCAAUCUGGGUCGCGUCCGAGUUCUGAGUUUGCCCCGGACGGAUCAUCGCUCUGGCAAGAGGUGAAAUUGGAGCCAACUAGUGUCGAUGAAAAUGGGUUUGUAGAUGCUACCUCUAGUUAUGCUGAUGGUUUACAUUCAAAUAGUGGAAUUGGGUUCGUUCCUCAGAGGUCAUUGGUGAAGAAAGAUAGCAAAAAAGUUGGGCUUUGGGGCGGAAUUUCUGUUACAGCUAGAACAUUGUUGCCUGUGACAAAAAGGCUGGUAGUGAAUUUUCAAUGGUCUCUGAAUUUGGCGACAGAAAUAGGGCAAAAAAUGCCAUAUUUGACAGUCAACAAAAUUGGGAUUGAGAGGAUGGAGGAGGUGAAAGAAGUGAAGGAUAAAGGUGCUGAGAGUAAUGCUGGUGAGGUAGAUUUGUUGAAAGGAAUGUGUUUCUGGAUGGGAAGAGAUUUGGAGGCAUUGGGAAGGGAGAAUAAAGAAUUGAAGCAGUGCCUGGAAGAGAUGAGACAGGGAAUUUCAGCAAGGACUUCUCACAGGGAGAGUGAGAGUUUUGGGGGGAAAGUUCCAUCGCCUUCAGUUGAGAAGACAACUGAUUUUGAGCAGUGGAGGAGCAAGAAAAAUGGUGGGGAAGAGAGUGGUGGAAAAGAGUUGAAGAAGGGUGCAAAUAAGAUGAAUGAUGUGGAAAGUGAAUUGCAGAAGGCUAUCAAGGCUGCUGCUUCAACUUAGCAAAGUAGGAAACCUUUUUUGAGAUUAGGCAAUUGUAGCAAAGUUGGAAACUUGGAACUUUGCAAGUAUGAUCCUCCCAUGUAUAUAAUGAUUUGCCCACGCAGCCUUGUUCAUUGUGUAUAAACUAUAAACCUAGUUUCAGACUGUUUGAUGUCCUUUUUUCUAUGGUUGUUGUAAUGAAUUGGAACUUAGGGAGUGUAAUGGUAUUUGGAAAAAGCUUGGAUGUCAUGUUUUUAGCAUUCUGUCUCUGAAGUCAUGGACUCAUGGAA